UUUCCAGCUGACAUCACAAAGACUUUAACUGCCAAGCGAAAGAGAAUACAAACAUUUACACAAGCAUCCCUUAAGGCAAGCAGUAGAAAAUUUGACGAAGUCUGGCAUACACAGCAACGUGAACGGUGAGAGAAACGUAAUCUUUUUUUUGGUUAGACACAGUAAAAGUAGGGGACCGGCUGGGCCUGGAGGACUUUGAACUGAAUAUCAGAUGGUUUACGUGGUCAGCCUUCCUGCAUGAUAUUUAAUGAGCGCUGCAUCACUGACAGCUGCUACUUAUCUUGUCCACCAGAAGCAGUCACUACGAUGAAUUCAGCAAGCAACUCAUGAACGUUAUAACCCAGGGAGAGACAGAUUUGCAAAAGACAAGAGAGGCAGAGGAGAAACUAGAGGUAACAGAAAUACGCGAAAAAAUUCUGCAGUUAAUUUAGGAUCGCUAACUGCUUACAGAUCUUGUAUCAGAAGCUUAAAAUGCGCUUUAAUAUCAAAAUCACACGUGAUCUGGGCAAUGGUAUUCCAGAAGCCAAUCAUUUUAAAACUCCAUAACAACACAAAUUCUGGCGAUAAAUAGAGACUGAUUGAUUUUCAGGGAAUACGGGCUCUGGAAAGAAUACCUGGAUCUAAGGUCGGUUGGUGUUGGGAUUUAAACUUUUACAAUCUAUUAACGUUGUUCCGAUGUCAAUUUUGUCCUAAGAACCUGUACAAACAACAACAGAAGCUUUUUCAGCAGCAGCGCAUUGUCCAGAGCCAAAGACUCAAAAGGGUUCGUCAGCUGCUUGAAGAUCAUACCAAGAACUUACAAGAUUUGCAGAAAAGGCAUGAAGCUCAACAAGUUACUGUCCAGGAGCAACUGAGGAAGGAAAUCAACAUGCUACAGAAAAAGAUACUCACUGAUACGGUA
Messenger RNA from Porites lobata, 901 nucleotides. The record is from the annotation of a GenBank genome assembly. Lineage: Eukaryota; Metazoa; Cnidaria; Anthozoa; Scleractinia; Poritidae.